This is a messenger RNA of Acanthoscelides obtectus, 921 nucleotides long. The record is from the annotation of a GenBank genome assembly. NCBI's taxonomy places the organism in Eukaryota, Metazoa, Arthropoda, Insecta, Coleoptera, Chrysomelidae.
AUGGAACUCAACCCAGAACAUUUUCGCGCCAUAAUUUAUUACAACUUUCAGAGACAAUUAUCGCAACAAGCAUGCUUUGCUAAGUUACUGUCUGUUUUCGGAAACGAAGCGCCACAUCAUCUUAGCGACGAUCCCAGGGUGGGUGCACCAAAAACGGCAGUCACCCAGGAAAACGUCGAUGCUGUGCGCAAACUCAUCAUUGAAGAUAGACAUGUGACAGAUCGCGAAAUUGAGGCGUCCUUGAAGAUCUCAAGGACCUCAAUUCAGAAAAUUUUACAUGAAGAAUUAGGAGUAAGAAAAUUAGUUUCUCGUUGGAUACCCCACCUGUUGACUGAAGAGCAGAAAGCAGCCAGGGCUAAUUGGUGUCAAAAAACGCUUGACCGUUUCAAUUCCGAAAUAUCAAAAAAUGUGUACAGCAUUGUUAGUGGUGAUGAAUCGUGGAUUUACUGUUAUGAACCAGAAAAUAAACGACAGUCGGCUGUUUGGGUGUUCCAAGGUGAAGAAAAGCCAACAAAGUCAUCCAUGGUCGCGGCAUUUGUAUCAAAAGCGGGUCAUAUUGCAACAAUUCCUCUUAAUGAACAAAGAACUGUUACUGCGGAUUGGUAUACCACCAUUUGUUUGCCAAAAUUCAUCACCGAGCUUCGAAAAAUCAACCCCGAAAGAAGAAUCAUCCUCCACCAAGGCAAUGCAAGCUCGCACACAGCCCAAAAAACAAGGCAGUAUUUAACGGAAGAAAACGUGGAAUUAUUGGACCAUCCUCCAUAUAGUCCCAAUCUAAGUCCUUACGAUUUAUUCACUUUCCCGCAAAUUAAAAACAGACUGCGUGGUCAAAGGUUCCUGUCACCAGAAGAAGCAGUUGACGCAUUCAAAAAUGUCGUUUUGGAUCUGCCAGCAAACGAGUGGAAUGCAGAUGUGUAUUAA